Prionailurus viverrinus (fishing cat) is the source of this 3120-nucleotide messenger RNA. Its product is annotated as maestro heat-like repeat-containing protein family member 7. Lineage: Eukaryota; Metazoa; Chordata; Mammalia; Carnivora; Felidae. The coding region runs from base 1 to 2664 and encodes 887 amino acids. Gene Ontology annotation, cellular component: cytoplasm. The transcript is spliced from 22 exons. The record is from RefSeq and is a predicted model, not a curated record.
AUGCAGAUGAAUCCAUAUCCUCACAAGCACCAAUUAGGCAGAGUCACCUUGUCGCGAUCAACUCACCAAGUCUCUUGGAAUCCUGACUUAACGGGAUUGCGCCAGUCAGAAAGAGAAGCUUGUGAGUUCAUUCAGGAAUUUCUAGAAGAAGGACAACCGUCAGAGUCGGAAAAACUGAAGUUCCUGAGGGCUGUGGAAACCUUGAGUGCCACCGUUCAGGCCCAGGCAAAUGGCAAUAUGAAUGAUUACUUUCCCAAAACCAUUCUGGCCAAGAAAAUUGAGGUAUUAAUCCUCGAGGAAUCCACCGAGGUCUUGGUCAGCAGUGUGCAUCAGCGAGCCAUGCUCUGCAUCGUGGCCCUGAGCCAGGUGAAUCCACCAUUCUACUUAUCCCAGAAACUGGAUCUGGUGAAUGCUGGCCUCUCUAGCAUAUUCUCUCUGCCGCUCAUCAUGCCUAGUCUAGACAGAAAAGAGAGUGCUAGUCUCUACCUCCAGACGGUCCAGGCCUUAGAUGACAUGUUACAAGCUCUUGUAAUGGAAGAUAUGGACCCCGACAUGUCCCUGCUGCAGAACUUCCUGGAGAUCAUCUUGCCUUGGCUAACACUGUCAGAGAAAGUGCAUCAACAGGUCCGGGCCUUGGGCACCAUUUCCCGGAUGCUGAGAUUUAUUUGCAAUUUCCCUAGACUGUCGAACAUGAUGGAGUUCUCGAUGACUGGGAAGAUGAUGGGCAUUUUAGGCCUCUCCUGCAUGAACGCCAACCAUGAGAUCAGCGUAGAGGCAUCGGAGGCAUUGCAUUACUUUUUCAAAAUCCUUGUGCUUCAUAGAAGUAUGAAACAGAAGACAGAGAUCAUCCUGAAGGAUUUGCAGAAGAAUUUCCGCGGAGGAUGGUUUGCCAACAUACAGAAUCUCGCAAUGUUCUUCAGGAAAUACCUGACCCCCGAAGAGAGAGCAGAUGUGAUAAUGGUGCCAAUGGAGGCCAUGACCAGUGCCAGCAGGCAUGAUGUCUGUGCAGCUUCCAAGAUGUUAAAGAUGAUCCUGAAGCACCCUAUGCCAGAGAUUGGGAAGGUGCCAGAAAUCAUCCAGUACAUUUACCACAAUAUGAACAGAAUUACUGAAACCACAGCCCAAGAGACCAUAAAGAAGAUCCUCUACCUGCUGGCUCAGACCUACACAGAAGAGGUUAUCCUGACACUAUUCAACAUGGAAGACGGGUCACAGAGAGGGGUUUGCAAGCCCUGGGAAAUCCUGGCAUCGUUCCCCAAAGGCUAUGAAGUCAUCAUGGAAUUUCUGCUGCAGAAGCUGACUCCAUACCAGAAAUCAAAGGGCCAGGAGCCCAGCCACAGUACAGAGAUCUCUCCGUUGAUUGCCACCAGGGCCAUCCAGGAGCUCCUUCUGGAACCGAGUCGGCGGACGGAGGUGCAGACCUUCUUCCCCUCCCUGUGUAUGGCCCUGUUGUUCCAGAUCUCCUUUCUCGUGGUUGAAGGGGACACUGACUUUCAGGAUCAGCAGCAUGCAACCGAACGGAUGGACCCUGUCAGUUCCUCCGUGGAGGCCCUGAAGACGCUGAUGCGAAGUACCGGGUAUGGGGACUAUGUGUCCUACAUUCAGAAACUUGGAGGCUGGGAGCUGCUCACCAGUCCUGAAGGACACUACGAGGGUGUCACUCUACUGGCCAGGGCCAUGGUCAUCAAGAACUGUUGGCACAACCGCCCCAUCUUCAGCUUCCUCAUCAGGAUUCUCCAAGAACGAGACCACAAAAAUCGCUUAACGGCCUUCAUGUUCUUGACUGAACUGCUUCGGUGCCCAGAUGUGGCAGCCACCGUGGAUGAAGUCACUGUGCACAUCCUGGCAAACUGGUUCCAGUGUGAGGAGCCGGCCAUAGUAAAGCUAUUGCUGCGGGUGGUGGAGACCUUCGCAAAGCACGGGAACAUGGUGCAACAGUUCCGCAUCCUGGAGCCCUACGUGCUGGCCUGCUGCUACUCGCUGGACGAUGACAUUGUGAUGGAGACUUUCACGGUGCUCAAGUGUCUCGUCGAGCACCUCACCUGGAAGCAUUCCUCCUCAUUCCUUACUCAGCUCACCUUCAGGCUGGGGCCCCUCUUUGAGGAGGAGUCAGAGUAUCUGCGCUUGAUGGCCUUUGAGAUCUACGGGGCUCUCUUGGCUAAGGUCAAGAGGACAGUGCUUGUCUUCCCCUUGAAGCACCAGGUCCUCAACUUGAUAGUCCUCCUUGUGCUCCACCUGGAGGAUGCGAAUGUCAACGUGGCUCAGAUCUGCCGGCCUGCCCUCUGCCACACGGCCACCAUACUGGGCUGGUCGAGACUCAAAGCGGUAUUUGCAGAGAAAGACGUGUGGACUAUCCUCAGAGCCCUGCUGAAGCAGGAGGGAAGCAGAGCCCUCUGGUUUCUGAAGCAGUGCUUGGCUCUCUUCAAGAGCCCGCAGGCCCCCAUUCGCCAGACAGCUGUACGAUUUGCAGGCCAGAUCAUCCAAACCCUGGAUGCGGAAGAGGCCAAUGAAAUUGAGGAAGUAUAUACAGCCCUAAAGUACAUGCGGGAAGACCCCGACUCCAUGGUCAGCUGCCUCGCCGCUCAGACCCUCUACAUCCUGGAAGCCAAGGAGAAGCUGCUGGUCAACCCCCCUACCUCUUGCUUCUGCAGCAGGAGGCCAUGAAAGACCUACUCCUGAGCCUGCGUCCUUGGGUCCCGGCCAGGGCGAUCGAGACUGUGACAACGGUGACAGUGGGGCCAGGCUCCUGAGCCCUGUCCUAGAAGUGGGUGUGUGUCCCUGCAGGACCUCUGUAAUAAAAGGAAGACGCAUGAAUUUCUGUGGAGUGUUUCCUGGCCUUUCCAGUUGGUUCUCUGGGGGCAGAGCCCUUCAUUGUGAGCUGUCUCCUCUGCCUGAACACCUGGUGCAGGCUGGCGUCUCCCAGCCCCGCCCCUCCUGCCCCUCUCCCACGUAGCCCGGCGAUCGGAGGCCGGAGCGUGGGACGUUCCUGUAACAUCAGACUGAACUACAAAGUGGGAGGAAAGUGAUACUGGGACAUGUGAGGUAUUCUAGGCUCUGGCUGCACCGGGCAGGGUUCCCGGCGGCAGGCCACAGGGUCCACUCUGGCAGGUUUAAGCAGGG